Molecule: messenger RNA, 1536 nt
Organism: Triplophysa dalaica
Lineage: Eukaryota; Metazoa; Chordata; Actinopteri; Cypriniformes; Nemacheilidae
Product: nuclear GTPase SLIP-GC-like
Exons: 11
Coding region: 1-1536 (511 amino acids)
Molecular function (GO): GTPase activity
Source: RefSeq, a predicted model, not a curated record
AUGCCGUGUAUCACUGUGUACAGAGGAAAAAUUUCCAAGUUGGAGAAAGUCAAAAAAAAGGCAACCAUAGUGGUUUUAGGAAGAACAGGAGAAGGAAAAAGCUCCUUGUUAAAUGCAAUUAUGGAAAAAGAGAAUCUACUGCCCCCUGGCUGUUUUGGUGCAUGUACAUCUGUCAUAACUCAGGUGGAGGCAAAUCUACAUGACUCAAACUACAUUGCAGAGAUUGAAUUCAUUUCUGAAGAGGAAUGGAACAAUCUGAUUCCUUCUUUAGAUAAAAAUGACCAAACCUGUAAAGAUAUGAUGACUGCACUGUUUGGAGCUGAUGCAGAAGAUAUGAUAUUAGAGGAGUUAAAGAAAAAGGACGACUACGCUAAACUUGAGCGAUUAUUGUCUACCAAGAAGAUAAUCUCAGAGAGAAGUAGCUCCACGUUUGCCAAUAAGAUUACUUUUUAUAUUACACAUUCAGAUGAGGGUGGCUGUUACUGGCCGAUUGUGAAGACCAUGACAAUUAAGAUUCCCAACUGUCAGGAUCUCUUGGAGCACAUUGUUUUUGUUGAUCUUCCUGGGUCUGAAGACUGCAACAAGAUCAGAGAUAACCUAUGGAAAUCUAAACUAAGAGAGUGCUCUGCUGUGUGGAUAGUAAGUAACAUCAAGCGUGCAAAAUCAGACAGAAACCCUUGGGCAAUAUUAGACCACUGCAUUGAAGACUUGGGACCUGGAGGAGAAUGCAAACACAUAAACUUCAUCUGUACUAAAACUGAUGAAAUGAAACCAGCAGAAUAUCUUAGAUCUGAACAGCUUGCUAAGAAAGACAUUUUAAGAGAUGGUCAGGAAUCAAAGGAGAGAUUCAUUAGUGAUGUUUUCACUGUAAACUCCACAGCAUACUUCGAUAAAAAAUCAAAUCUGAAACCUGCUGAAACCGAGAUCCCAAGGCUACAGAAUGUCAUCAGAAGCCUUAACAAGAGCAUCAGCGAAAAAUUUACCAGAGAUUAUAUCAAUGAAGCAAAAGGAAUUUUGUCCUUGAUCCAAAGCUUCCAACCGGAUGAAGAUAAAAAAAUGACAAAAAGAGGAGUCCAGAUGAAACUGGAGAAGAGUCUAGAAAAGAAACUGAAGAUACUGGAUGGUCAGUUUGAUUCACUUUAUGAGAUUCUGGAGCGAUGUCUCUCAAAGGGUGUAGAAGAAUCAGUGAAAUCAUUUGUUAAGACCACACGUGGCGUAAUAUUGCCUGUAAAGAAAAACAAAUUGUGCUAUAAUACAUAUCAAGCGAUGUGUAGGAAAAAUGGGUGCCACUGGCCACAAAACUGGAAUGAACCUAUAGAUUUUAACAAGUCUUUGAUCAAACACAUGUAUGACAACAUUAAUGCAGAGUUUGAAUUGAUGUUUCCUGUCGAUGCCAAUGACAAGAAAGGGAAAUCAAUGCAAGACUAUCUUGAUAAGUUUAAUAUCUUUCAGCGUGUCUCCCCGAGCGCAUCCAUGCAAUAUCACUUUGAGAAUUUCAUCAAAACACAGAUGUCUCCAAAGAGAUUCAAGAGUUAG